Messenger RNA from Fibroporia radiculosa, 1413 nucleotides. RefSeq lists its product as uncharacterized. NCBI's taxonomy places the organism in Eukaryota, Fungi, Basidiomycota, Agaricomycetes, Polyporales, Fibroporiaceae. Gene Ontology annotation, cellular component: tRNA (m1A) methyltransferase complex; nucleus. The record is from RefSeq and is a predicted model, not a curated record. Bases 1 to 1413 code for a protein of 470 amino acids. The transcript has 11 exons. Gene Ontology annotation, biological process: tRNA methylation.
AUGGAUCUGGGUGAAGGAUCGUCUCGCGCGCCUAUAGACAAGACGAGGGGAGACACUAUCCAACCUGGGAAUACGCUCCUGCUGAAAUUACCUAGCGGAGACAUCAAAACCUGGAAGUUUGAAAAGGAUUCUAUUGCAAAUCUGGGGAAAUAUGGAUCUUUCCAUGCCAAUGAACUGUUGGGCCAACCUUACGGCCUGACGUACGAAAUUGCGGACAAGAAACUCAAAGAGAUGGCAUCCCGCACCUUGCAGGAAGUAGGGGACACUGAUGCCACGAAUGAGCUCAUAAAUGAUGGUCAAUUCGUUCAGCCUCUAACCUCAGAGGAAAUCGAAGCGCUCAAAAAAUCCGGCCUUCACGCAUCUGAAAUCAUAAGAAAACAAAUAGAACAGCACGCGAACUACUCACUCAAGACCGAAUAUAGCAAGGAGAAGUAUAAAAAGCGCAAAGAAGCAAAAUAUUCUAAAUAUUUUACCGUUGUUGAUCCAACCGUGUUCAACGUCUGUGACUACUGGUUCAAUAAGGAUCAGAACAGACUACGCGAUAUUCGCCCAGAUGCGCUGUCACAAAUUCUAAAUCUGGCCAACGUCAGACCAGGUGGCAGAUUCCUUGCCGUUGACGAUGCUUCAGGCGUCAUUGUUGCCGGAAUUCUGGAAAGGCUGGGUGGAUAUGGUCGCCUGAUCACAAUAUGCGACGUAGAUUCCCCACCUGCAUAUCCUGUAACAGCGCAUAUGAAUUUUAGGAAAGAAGUUACAGACGUUCUUUCGUCGUUAAACUGGGCUACCGCUGACGAAGAGUACAUCCCCAUCAGAGCCUCUUCGGAGCCACCGUCUGGGAAAAUCAAGUCGGAUGCACAGAGGUCAAGACUCAACAAGCGGAAGCUCGUCUCGAGUUCGCAGACGCAAACUAGGGAAGAACUGUUCAAUGGGGAAUUCGAUGGCUUGAUCAUAGCCAGUGAAUAUGACCCUAGUUCAAUCUUGGAGAGGCUUGCGCCAUACUUGGCCGGCUCCGCGUCGAUUGUUGUUCACAGUCUCCACGUACAAGUGAUAACAGAUCUACAAAAUAAAUUACGAGACGACCCUCAAUUUUUGGGUCCCACAAUGACAGAAAUGUGGUUACGGCGCUAUCAGGUACUACCGGGGCGUACGCAUCCAAUGAUGAAUAUGUCGGGUUCAGGCGGGUUCAUCCUACAUACUACCAAAAUAUAUGAUGACCCUGCUGCCUCAUCCGUAAUGGCGCAUCGACAGAGGGCGAAGAAGGCAAAAAUUGAGAACGAAAUUUUAACUGAGACAACAUGUGCGAAUUCGACAUCAAGAUCAAAUGUCUCGCCAGGAUCUCAUCCUAUGGCUGACUUUCAAUCUUCAGCCGAGGAUACUGUCGAGGAAGGGGUACCAGAUUUAACUGACCUUGCGUAA